CAUGGCGCCUCUUCCUCACCCCCGCAUCUCAUCCCUGAGCUCCACUCCCAGCACAGUCUUCUGUGAUUAGCGAGAAGGGGAGAGAGAGGCAGCUGAGAAUGCCGAUCAACAGGAUCGCCGUGGGGAGCACCCAGGAGGUGUACCACCCGAGCGCCCUCAAGGCGGCGCUCGCUGAGUUCUUCUCCACCCUCAUCUUCGUCUUCGCUGGCCAGGGCUCCGGCAUGGCCUUCAACAAGCUGAACGCCGGCGGCGCGGCGACCCCUGCCGGCCUGAUCUCCGCAUCGGUGGCGCACGCCUUCGCCCUGUUCGUGGCCGUGUCCGUUGGCGCCAACAUCUCCGGCGGCCACGUGAACCCCGCCGUGACCUUCGGCGCCUUCCUCGGCGGCAACAUCACCCUGUUCCGCGGCAUCCUGUACUGGAUCGCGCAGCUGCUGGGCUCCACCGUGGCGUGCUUACUCCUCCGCUUCUCCACCGGCGGUCUCCCCACCGGCACCUUCGGCCUCACCGGCAUCUCCGUGUGGGAGGCCAUUGUCCUGGAGAUCGUGAUGACCUUCGGCCUUGUGUACACGGUGUACGCCACUGCCGUGGACCCCAAGAAGGGCAGCCUGGGCACCAUCGCCCCCAUCGCCAUCGGCUUCAUCGUGGGCGCCAACAUCCUGGUCGGCGGCGCCUUCGACGGCGCGUCCAUGAACCCCGCCGUGUCCUUCGGCCCCGCCCUCGUCAGCUGGUCCUGGGAGCAGCAGUGGAUCUACUGGGCCGGCCCACUCAUCGGCGGCGGCCUCGCCGGCGUCAUCUACGAGGUGCUCUUCAUCUCACACACCCACGAGCAGCUCCCCAGCACCGACUACUAAGCUGCUCCUGCUGCUUGGUAGCUCGCCGCGCGCAGCAGCCGGUUCCGUCCGUUUGAUCAGUUCUCCCACCAUCUAGUUUCCUCGCAAUGCACCAUGCAUUCAUCGACCACCGUGUGUGAAUCGAACUCCGCUGCUGCGUCGCUCGCAUCGUUUGCUUCGAUCAGUCGCAAGUUGAACUGUAACCGUGAAUUCCGGACCCGUUUGCUUCCGUAAAAUUCGUUUGCAUUUGCCUGA
Phragmites australis (common reed) is the source of this 1085-nucleotide messenger RNA. Its product is annotated as probable aquaporin TIP1-1. Gene Ontology annotation, cellular component: plant-type vacuole membrane. The transcript has 2 exons. The record is from RefSeq and is a predicted model, not a curated record. Lineage: Eukaryota; Viridiplantae; Streptophyta; Magnoliopsida; Poales; Poaceae. Gene Ontology annotation, molecular function: water channel activity. The coding region runs from base 99 to 851 and encodes 250 amino acids. Gene Ontology annotation, biological process: transmembrane transport; water transport.